AUGAACGCAAAGAGAGAGCUUCCAUCCAAAGAGAGCGCUGUUUUCAAGAACAUCUUGAGAAACUAUGAGCACAAGCAAUAUAAAAAGGGUCUCAAGUUGGCUGACUCUAUCCUCAAACGUUUUCCCGAACAUGGAGAAACCUUGGCCAUGAAGGGUCUGUUUUUGAACAAUCUUGAAAAGAAGGAAGAGGGCUAUGAGUAUGUCAAAAAGGGUCUUCGGUACGACCUGACGUCCCACAUCUGUUGGCACGUUUACGGUCUUCUUCAUCGUGCCGACAAGAACUAUGAAGAAGCAGCCAAGUGCUACACUCAUGCUCUUAAAUACAACAAGAACGACAUAAACAUCCUUCGCGACUUUGCCUUGUUGCAAACACAGAUGCGUCACUACGAUGCUUUGGUGGAAACUCGCUCUGAGCUCGUCCAACAAAAGUCCAACAAUCCCCCUUUCUGGAUCGGUUUGGCAAUUGCAUACCAGCUUGUGGGUGAAUAUGACACUGCCGUAACCACUCUUCAGGCCCAUGAGGAUAAUUUGAAGAUGGACGGACCUGUGACCUUUGAGAUGUCCGAGCUGUUGAUGUACCACAACACUCUUCUCGAAGAGAGUGGAAACUAUCAGGCUGCUCUUGAUCACUUGGUCGAGAUCGAACCAAAGGUUACCGACAAGAGUGGAUGGAAGGAGAAGCGCGCUUUAUUUUUGGCAAAGUUGGGUAAGGUCGAAGAGGCGGAUGCUGCUUACCGCUUGUUGAUCAGUGAGAACCCUUACAACGGUCAAUAUGUCAAGGGACUAUUGGUUGCCACCGGUUUGGAUGGAGAGGACAAGAAGGCUGAAGCCAACCAAAUCCUCUCUGAGUUGAGAAGCCAGUACCCUCGCUCAAAGGCCAUCGAAGAUCUCGCAUUGAAGUAUGCUGUGGGUGAUUCUUUCAAGGUUAAGGUCGAUGCUGUCUUGCAGGGAUCUUUGAGAAAGGGCGUUCCUUCAAUCUUCAACAGCAUGAAGAAGUACUACAAUGAUGCCGAAAAAUUACGUACUAUUGAAGCCCUUGUGUUGGAAUACGCCGAGUCUCUUGCCAAGAAUGGCACUUUUAACUCGAGCAAUGAUGCUACUCGUGAGCCCCCUACUGCUUAUCUCUGGACUCUCUAUUACCUUGCCCAGCACUACGAUUAUCAUCGUCAAACCGACAAGGCACUCGAGACCAUCGAGAAAGCUAUUCAACACACACCUACUGUUGUCGAGCUCUACAUGACCAAGGGAAAAAUCCUGAAACACGCCGGAAGAGCUGAAGAGGCAUCCAAGGUUAUGGAUGAAGCUCGGAAGUUGGAUCUCCAAGAUCGUUUCAUCAACUCAAAGUGUGCUAAAUACAUGUUGAGAGCUGGACACAUUGCUGAAGCUGAGAAGACAGUUGGUCUUUUCACCAGACGCGAUAUUGCUCCUCUUCAGGACUUGAUUGAUAUGCAGUGCCAGUGGUUCUCUACAGAGGAAGGUAAUGCCUAUGCUGCCAAGAAAGAAUACGGCAAGGCAUUGAAGCGAUUCCAUACUGUCGAUAAAUUCUACUCUGAUAUCUUUGACGACCAGUUCGAUUUCCACACCUAUUGUCUCCGAAAGGCCACUCUUCGCGCAUACGUCAAUAUGUUGCGUUGUGAAGACACCCUCCGCAGCCAUCCCUAUUAUGUCAAGGCUGCAAAGGGGGCUGUUCAGGUUUACCUUGCUCUUGCUGACAAACCUAGCCAAUCGGACAACGGAAUUGACGAGACUGGCAUGUCUGAGGCAGAGAAGAAGAAGGCACGCAACAAGGCACGCAAGGCUGAGCUCAAGGCACAGCAGGACAAGGAAGCCAAGAAGGCUGCCCAAUUAAAGGAAGAGGCUGUGAAGCAGAAGCAAGACCCCAAAAAGCCUGUUGACCAGGAUCCCUUUGGUGAAAAGUAUCUUAAUACCACCACACCUCUCGAGGACGCUCUUCAUUUCGUUAAGCCACUUCAACAGUUGGCACCCAACUUAAUUGAUACUCACACACUCGGAUUCGAAAUCUAUAUUCGCCAAAACAAAUGGCUUUUGGCCUUGAGAUGUCUUGUCAAGACUGCUCAGAUCAACAAGUCUCACCCCAGCUUUAAGGUCAACCUUGAGCGUUUCCAGAAGGCUGGUAGGUUUUAA
Messenger RNA from Phycomyces blakesleeanus NRRL 1555(-), 2145 nucleotides. RefSeq lists its product as hypothetical. Gene Ontology annotation, molecular function: protein-N-terminal amino-acid acetyltransferase activity; protein binding. The record is from RefSeq and is a predicted model, not a curated record. NCBI's taxonomy places the organism in Eukaryota, Fungi, Mucoromycota, Mucoromycetes, Mucorales, Phycomycetaceae. Bases 1 to 2145 code for a protein of 714 amino acids. The transcript is spliced from 6 exons. Gene Ontology annotation, cellular component: NatA complex; cytoplasm. Gene Ontology annotation, biological process: N-terminal peptidyl-methionine acetylation.